GCAAUCGCCGGAUGUAGGUCUGGCGAAGGAAGACCGGAAGUUUAGUAGAGAAAGAUGGCUGAGUUUAGAGACGCUGAAGAGAACGUCGACACGGUGUCCUUGGGGGAAGAAUCAUCUUCUACAGCUCAAGAGGAUUUAAAUGCUCUCAAAAGAGAGGAAAGAUUAAGAAAGUUCAGGGAACUUCAUUUAAAAAGGAAAGAAGCUAGGAAGUUGAAUCAUGAGGAGGUUGUGGAGGAAGAUAAAAAACAGAAAUUGCCAAGUAACUGGGAGGCACGAAAAGCUCGCUUAGAGUGGGAGCUAAAGGAGGAAGAAAGGAAACGGGAAUGUGCAGAAAAAGGAAUUGAUUAUAAACGAGCAAAGUUACUGGAAAUCAGUGCUGAUGAUGCAGACAGAUGGGAGAGGAAAAAGAAGAAGAAGAACCCUGAUAAUGGAUUUUCAGACUUUGCAGCCGCUCAGCUGCGUCAAUACCAGAGGUUAACCAAGCAAAUAAAACCCGACUUAGAGGAUUACGAGAAGGAGAGAGAAAAACAUGGUGAAGAUUUUUACCCUACAUCAAACAGCCUGUACCAUGGAACUCAUGUGCCCACACAGGAUGGGAUUGACAGAAUGGUCUCAGAUCUUGAAAAACAGAUUGAAAAACGGGAAAAGUACAGUCGUCGGAGAGCCUACAAUGACGAUGCAGAUGUUGAUUAUAUUAAUGAGAGGAACGCAAAGUUCAACAAGAAGGCAGAGCGGUUUUAUGGCAAAUACACAGCCGAGAUCAAGCAGAAUUUGGAGAGGGGCACUGCUGUGUAAAUAACCUUUUAUUAUACUCGCCUGCUGAAACAAUGACCAUACUUACUGGAAAUAAUGUGUUAUGUUUGGAGCGUUCUAGGGUGAGUGUUAUUAUUGUACAUAUAUGUAUAUCCCAAGAACUGUCCCGUAUGGGUUGCUGUUGGAUAUGUUUUUCUUUUGCGCAGCAUUGUAAAUAAAACAGAAUAAACACAACCCUUAAACUCUUAUCCACUUUUUGCUACGCAGCCAUUACAUGACUUUAGAUACAGCAGUAUAAGCGAAUAUAUUGGAUGUAUGUUUCAAAUGUAACUUUUUUUUUUAUGCCAUGAAAAUUAUUUAGCAAUAUCUGUCACUGUUUUAUUGACUUUGUCCAAUAAAGUUCCUAAGUAUAAUUUA
Messenger RNA from Spea bombifrons (plains spadefoot toad), 1170 nucleotides. It is a transcript of the gene SYF2, whose product is annotated as SYF2 pre-mRNA splicing factor. The transcript has 7 exons. Gene Ontology annotation, cellular component: catalytic step 2 spliceosome; Prp19 complex; post-mRNA release spliceosomal complex. The record is from RefSeq and is a predicted model, not a curated record. Lineage: Eukaryota; Metazoa; Chordata; Amphibia; Anura; Pelobatidae. The coding region runs from base 55 to 795 and encodes 246 amino acids.